Acyrthosiphon pisum (pea aphid) is the source of this 522-nucleotide messenger RNA. RefSeq names its product zinc finger MYM-type protein 1-like. NCBI's taxonomy places the organism in Eukaryota, Metazoa, Arthropoda, Insecta, Hemiptera, Aphididae. The record is from RefSeq and is a predicted model, not a curated record. The coding region runs from base 1 to 522 and encodes 173 amino acids. The transcript is spliced from 2 exons.
AUGAUAAACAAAUUACGAUCAAGCAUAAAUGAUGUUGGUGCUUAUGCUGCAUUGGUGGAUGAAACAAAAGAUGCAAGUAAAAAAGAACAGUUAAGUUUUUUAAUACGAUUUGUUGAUAAAAACUUAGAUAUUCAAGAAAAAACUUUAGGAUGUUACCACAUGAAAAUAUGUGAUGCCCAGUCAUUAAGUGAUGCCAUCUUAAAGAUUAUUGAUGAAAAUAAAUUAGAUCGGAACCGCUGUAUAGCUCAAUGUUAUGAUGGAGCAUCAGUGAUGAGCGGUGCCUUUUCUGGUGUCCAAACCAGAAUAGCCAAUGUCAUUCCACAGGCCAUAUAUGUUCACUGUCAUGCUCACCGUCUUAACCUCUGUUUAGUAAAUUCAAUUCAAGGUGUUAAAGCUGUAGUAGAUUUUUUUGAUACAGUUCAGGGCUUAUAUACAUUUUUGAUGAAUGGACAUACAAGGUAUGAAAAAUUUAUUCAAAUUCAAAAAGACAAAAAAAUUCAUGUAAUGCAUUUAGAAAGAUGA